Molecule: messenger RNA, 1447 nt
Organism: Rattus rattus (black rat)
Lineage: Eukaryota; Metazoa; Chordata; Mammalia; Rodentia; Muridae
Product: importin subunit alpha-4-like
Biological process (GO): NLS-bearing protein import into nucleus
Cellular component (GO): nucleus; nucleoplasm
Molecular function (GO): nuclear import signal receptor activity; protein binding
Source: RefSeq, a predicted model, not a curated record
AUGGAGACAGUUCAGGAGAUUUUGCCAGCUUUAUGUGUCCUCAUCUACCACACGGACAUAAAUACUGUUGUAGACACUGUUUGGGCGCUGUCAUACUUGACAGACGGAGGGAAUGAGCAGAUACAGAUGGUUAUUGACUCAGGGGUUGGCGGUGCGGGCGCCGACAAAUGGAGGUCCCACCGAGAUCGGAGAAGAAAGGAGUACCACCUACGGACGUCCCUGGAGCCCGCCGGGCGAGAGAAGGGACGGAUUGGGCAAAUUCAAACCGCAGCACUCAGAGCAGUAGGGAACAUAGUGACUGGCACUGAUGAGCAGACCCAGGUGGUCCUCAACUGCGAUGUCCUUUCCCACUUCCCAAACCUCUUGUCACACCCAAAAGAGAAAAUAAACAAGGAAGCAGUGUGGUUCCUUUCCAAUAUAACAGCAGGCAAUCAGCAGCAAGUUCAGGCUGUGGUCAAUGCUGGGUUAAUCCCUAUGAUUAUUCAUCAGCUCCCUAAGGGGGAUUUUGGAACACAAAAGGAAGCUGCUUGGGCAAUCAACAACUUAAUGAUAAGUGGACUGUCAGUGAAAGAUUCUCAAGUGGUGCAGGUGGUUCUGGAUGGUCUAAAAAACAUCCUGAUAAUGGCUGGUGAUGAAGCAAGCACAAUAGCUGAGAUCAUAGAAGAGUGUGGAGGUUUGGAGAAAAUAGAAGUUUUUCAGCAACAUGAAAAUGAAGACAUAUAUAAAUUAGCAUUUGAAAUCAUAGAUCAAUAUUUCUCUGGUGAUGAUAUUGAUGAAGAUCCUAGCCUCAUUCCUGAAGUAACACAGGGACGUACUUUCAAUUUUGACCCAACAGCCAACCUUCAAACAAAAGAAUUUAAUUUCUAAGGUCAAUUAAGUGCAGCAUCUUUGAUUCAAUAUGAAACACCACCAGAUGGAUACCAAGCGAUAAGACAGCAAGCAACAGAAGGCUCCCAGCACUCUUGCCUCUUCAUUUUGAUGCUUCUAAAGCAAGCCAUGUCUCAGUCACUUUGCAGUUGCCAAAAGUCACUCUCACAUGGACUGUAAAUGCAUAUGCAUGAUUUCCUAAACUGUUUUAGAAUUCUCCUUAACCAUCUCAACUCCCCUAUAUUCUCCAUGCUCCCUGGUGCCACAUGCUGACAACUGCAGUCUCCAGUUAGAAUAUUCCAUAGUGGUGGUUUAUCAGCUGCCCACUGAUACAGCCUUUGGAAAAAGGUGCGCUGUGGAUCAAGACACUUUGGUAUGAUGUAUACUCAUGUUGGAAGACUACAGAGGUGCAGUGUGAUCUGGGCCUCCAUCACUGUCCUCCACAAACAUAUUUUCGUAUUCUUAUGUGGAAGAAUUAAAGUACAAGCCAAAUGAUUUUCAUUGGUGAAACUGACACAAAAGUAACUUAAAAACAAGAAACUUGGUUAUUGAUUAAAAAGAUAAGUUUUUUAAAACUGUA